Molecule: messenger RNA, 3031 nt
Organism: Scophthalmus maximus (turbot)
Lineage: Eukaryota; Metazoa; Chordata; Actinopteri; Pleuronectiformes; Scophthalmidae
Gene: rps6kl1
Product: ribosomal protein S6 kinase-like 1
Exons: 12
Coding region: 236-2614 (792 amino acids)
Biological process (GO): protein phosphorylation
Molecular function (GO): ATP binding; protein kinase activity
Source: RefSeq, a predicted model, not a curated record
GGCUGUGGAAGACAUGGGCUUCGGCUGCUGAUGCUGCUGAUGCUGCUGCUGGAGCGGAGGAUCCAGGGCAUGCAUGCUCAUAUCAGAUGAUCAUGAUUUGCUGCCAAGACUUAAGACGCGGAGUCACGGGGGGCAAACUGAGCCCAGUGACAAGAGAGAGAGAUGUAUCCUGUUGUUGAUAGGACCAGGGAGCAAAGGCCUAGCUGGUCCUUGACGGGUCCAAAACAAGGCAGCCAUGGCAAAGAGGGAUUACCUGGUGGAGGCGGCCAAGCAGAUCCGCAUGGCACUGGACAGCGAGGUCAAUGAGGACUACGAGGCAGCUUUCAGUUACUAUAAGAAUGGGGUGGACUUGCUGCUGAAUGGGGUUCAGCUGGAUCCUAACAAAGAUCGCCGGGAAGCUGUGAAGAGGAAGACGACCCAGUAUCUGAAGAGAGCGGAAGAAAUCUUCAUAACACAUCUGCAGGAUAACCUCGGAAAAGGGAGCUCUCAUCUAGGGGGUUACAGCAGUCUGAGAUUCCGUCCUAUCAGACACUUGAGUUCGCCCGUGGAGGAUCUGGAGAUGUGUAAGGUGAUCGGAGUGACCGAUAAGGUCCUGAUUGUCCAAAGUAUGGUGAAUAAGGAGACAUUUGUUGUAAAGAGUCUGGUCAAGUCGAGCUGGGAGAGCAGGGAUCAGCCCACCAUCAUUCCUCAGGGGGUGCCCUACAUGGUGAAGCUGCUGAGAUAUUACGUCAGCGAGGACGCCGUGUACCUGCAUCUUGAGCAUGUCAAAGGUGGGAGGCUCUUCUCCAAGCUGCACAAGCUGAGGAACGAGAAGGCCAAGGAACACCCAGAAUGUCUCACCUCUGGCCAGCACAGCAUCAAGCUGAAGACCAGCUACACCUCUCCCACCAUCAGCACAGACUACCAGCACAACACCAAAGGAGGCACUGGGGGGAUUCCUGAGAAAAUAACCGAUGAAAGCCCCGAUAUGGACUUCCCCUCUUCAUGGGAUGAGACCCAGCAGCGUCUGGAGAGCUGCGGGACUCACUCCUACAUCGAGGAGACGGGCUGUCUGCAGAACACACGCUCCACGGCAUCAUUUUACAGACAGCUCGAUCGAAUGAGUCUGAAUUCGUGCCCCCCGAGGACACAGGCCAACGCUCGCAUCCAUCCACCAGCUCCUAGCUUGUGUUUGCAUUCCAGUGAAACUCAGGAAAACCCUCCUCUUCCUCUCUCUUGUUCCCGCAUCAGUCAAGCUCUUGGUGUCAUGUCAGAGCUCCAUGAAAAGAAAGCUGCGAUGGGACUGACAGAGUGCAGCUCAGAGUUUGAAGUGGCCUGGAAAGCUGCGGAUCCAGCGCACAACUGUGACAAAAUAAACCCCUAUGCAGUGACCGACAGCGGUUUACGCGGCACACCCGAACAAACUGCACCUCAUACAAAUCAGACCUCGUUUGGAAAAGCAGGACCGCCAAAUAGUGGAAACAACGGUUUGAGUUCUUCCCCUGCCAUUUUGCAUCUUCCUCUACAUUGCCAAACCCAGAUCCGUGGCAGGGCACCAUGGGACACCAAUGGCUCUUACCAGGGAUCGGUUUCAAGUGCUAACUCUGCAGACAUAGUAACAGACUCAAAUCAAGACAGCAGCAGUCCCACUACAGAGGAAACAAACGGCAUGGUAGUGGUCAGGAGCACAGACAGAGCAGUGUUUUCUGAGCACACAGACACAAAAAUCAACUCAGAAAGCUCCCGGCCCUGUUCUGCCUCACUCCACCGCAGCACGGCAGGAAAACAGGGGACAUUGUCAAGGGUGCCCCUGACCCUCUCAGGGGUGAAAUACAGAGGGGAAACAUUUCCCGGUGAGGUAAGAGAGGGAGUAGAGGAAGCCUGUGAAAUGUUGAGUCCUGGAGGGAAGGCGGCGCCUGCGAAGGAGGGAUCAUUUGUGGGCUGGUUUUCCUCCGGCCCUCCCGGAUCCCCAUCCCUCCGUAGGGAAGACGACAAGGACGCUUUCCUCAAAUCAGAAGAUUUGGAGGGGAAGGAAGAAGACCAGAUCAUUGAGGUGGAUGGCUGGUGCCACCUGCCCCGGAUCCAGGUCAAGUCCUCCCGGCCUACAGGUCAGGCCAUGCGGACCUGCUGGGGGCUUCCCGAAGCAGAGGUGCGUGUCUGGGGGGCACAGAUCCUGUUGGCCCUGGAGAGUCUGCAUCAGCAGGGCAUCCUGUGCCGGGAUCUCAACCCGAGAAAUGUUCUGGUCACCAGCAACGGAAAGGUGUGUUUGACGUUUUUCGGUCAGUGGAGCGAGAUCCAGUCAGAGAUUGGUUCCAAAGCCAUGGAACAGAUGUACUGUGCUCCAGAAAUCGGCGGGGUGUCCAGGGUCACAGAGGCUUGUGAUUGGUGGAGUCUCGGGGCCUUGUUGUUUGAACUUCUAACAGGAAUGCCACUGUGGCAGCUCCACCCAGCAGGGAUCCACUCACACACCCAGCUGCUCAUCCCCGACCACCUGAGCACCGCAGCUGCAUCUCUGCUCACCGAGUUGCUUCAGUUCGAUGCUGGCUAUCGCUUGGGCUCUGGAGGCGGAGGUGUGAGCGACAUCAAGUGCCAUCCCUUCUUCAGCAGCGUCUCCUGGAAAGCUCUAAGCUGCUAGCAGGUGUGGUCGCUGCACCUGUGAGCUCCACCUGAAGGGAAGAUGGAUGCACGACUCCAAGCGUCCCAGUGUUGCCAGAUUGGAUGAAGCACCAUGAUCCUGCUCUCCUCUGCAAUUUGUGUUUCCCAGAAGAAAUUUAAAAAAGACAUCAACAACUAUCAACGCAGGUCCCUUACAAAACAUUAUACAAAUUCAUUUAUUAUUCUAAACUCCCAAGACUCCAGUCUCAAUUAAAGGUUUCAUUUUAUUUCGUAGUACUUACAGUAAUGAAUGACCAUGUUAACUUCACUCGCAAUGAGCAUGAAAACUGAUGCCGCCACCUAACCAUGAAUUCUGACAAUUAGUAUAUUUUUGGACCGUCAAAUAUUGUGGAAAAACAGAGAUAUUGGCAAUAAAAGGUUCAUUGUAUAUCCCUGA